GCGGAAGGCGGGCGGUGCGGGGCGCGGGGCCGGAAGAUGGCAGAGCCGGAGACGCAGCUGCUGCUGGGCGUGGGGCUGAUCGAAAAAGACAGCAACGGAGAUGCUUUGUGGGUUUGGUGUUAUCCGUCUGUGACGGCUGAGCUGAGGGCUCUGUUGCUGCGGAAAUGCUGCCUUACGGAUGAGAGUAAACUGCUUCAUACCUUUGUGUUCGGCCAGUACAAGAGGACGUGGUUCUACAUCACCACGGUGGAAGUUCAAGACUCUCCAGCCUUGAAGAAGGUGACCCACUUCUCCAUUGUUCUGACGGCCAAAGACUUCAACCCAGAGAAGUAUGCAGCUUUCACUCGGAUACUCUGUAGAAUCUACUUGAAGUAUGGAAGUCCUGUGAAAAUGAUGGAGAGUUACAUUGCAGUCCUCACAAAGGGGGUCUGCCAAAGUGAAGAAAAUGGAUCCUUCCUCAGCAAAGACUUCGAUGCUCGGAAGGCUUACCUUGCUGGUUCCAUUAAAGAUAUAGUAUCUCAGUUUGGGAUGGAAACAGUUAUCUUAUAUACAGCACUGAUGUUAAAGAAGAGAAUUGUGGUGUACCAUCCUAGGAUAGAAGCCAUCCAGGAAUUUACCAGGACUUUGCCUGCUUUAGUGUGGCAUCGGCAGGACUGGUCAAUUCUUCAUUCCUAUGUACAUCUAAAUGAAGAGGAAGUGGAAGCCUUGAAAGCCUGCACAGGUUACAUUGCUGGAUUUACAGAUUCUGAAGUGAACAGUAGACCAGACCUCUAUGAUGUGUAUGUGAAUUUGGCAGACAGUGAGAUCACCAUUUCCCCUGUAGUAAAAGAGGCAAUGACAAUGGGAAAACUUCACAAAGAAAUUGGGCAGCUAAUUGUUCAAUCUGCAGAAGAUCCAGACAAAUCAGACAGCCAAGUCAUUAAGGAUAUUUCUCUGAAGACAAAAGAAAUCUUGUCUACUUUAGCCUCACUUACUGAAGUUUCUGAUGGCAAUGAAAAACCAACCCUGAACUCUGAAGCUCUGAAACAAAAGCGAUUUCCACCAGCUACAGAAAAUUUUCUUUUUCAUUUAGCAGCUGCUGAGCAAAUGCUUAAAAUCUGAUCUGAUGCACUUCUGGACUAUGGACCAACUCCAAAAGCUGUCUUGGAUGUACAAAUAGGAAUACCUGAUUUUUUGUAUGGAAAAAUUAAAAGCGUAAGAGUGAAUGCCAUAUUUACCUUGAUGUAAUGCAGAAUAUUGGAGCUUGACCUGGAGCAUCCAGAGGUAUAUCUGAUAACAUUCCUGUUGUCACCUUUCCCCAACUGUAACUUUGUGUGUAUGGUUCUUGCAUUUCAUGUUACAACAAGGGUGUUUAUACACGUAGCGUGGGCUCGUACAUCCAGGCUGUGCCAGGUGUUGUAGCAGCCGUUUGUCUUGUGUGUCCCCAGUGACAGACAGCUCUGACUUCUCUCCUUGUGUCUGGAACACAGGGUGCAGCAUGUGUGCUGUAAAGCCAGUGUGUUUUGGAUGUGCCCGUCUGCACAGGGAUGUGCUGAACACAGAGUUGUUCUGAAUGCUCAUUCUGGGCUUCCAGGUAUGUCAGGUUGUCAGAUAUUGCCUUUGCUCUGGACUACCUGAUACCUGGAAAUCCCAAAUAAAUGGACAAGUUCUCUUCUUUCUACUUGAAAGUGUCUAGGUGUAGAAGAAGGCUGUCUGGGAAAAUCUGAUGUGGUAGCCUUAUUAUGUAAAGGAAGAGGUAUUUUAAAGCUCACAUAGGAGUUGAGCACCUCUUUUGGACUCUUGCCUUACAAGUUUUUCCCCUUUCACUCCGUCCCACACCUCUGGUAGAGGGAAAAGAGGACAGGAUUGCUAUAUGUAAACUGGGGCUUUCUGGGAGGCAGCAGACAAGUGCUGCUUUACAGCUGAAGUCAUUUUAGGAGCUGUUGGGGCUCUCUGCUGGGAAGAAUUAAAAUUUGCCUUCCUGUUUGGUUGCAUAGCUCUAACUCAGAAGUUUUGUUUGUUGUUUUUCCAUGGAGCAGCCUGAAACUGAUUUGUAACGUUCUGAGAAGAGCUUAGGUUCUGUGCAGGGGAAUGCUGUGAGCCAGGCAACCUGUCUUCCUCCAGAAAUGUCCACAAAAAUAAAUAAAUUCUGCAGUAGCACUUUGUUAUAAGAAAAAAUAACCUUUUUUUUCUGGCCUUUGUACAGAUGGGCUGUAGCAUGUGGUUUUACCUAGAGAUUUUAUACUGAUAAUUAAAACUGUAGUUCUCAAUA
This is a messenger RNA of Lagopus leucura (white-tailed ptarmigan), 2251 nucleotides long. It is a transcript of the gene DENND10, whose product is annotated as DENN domain containing 10. Gene Ontology annotation, biological process: protein transport; regulation of early endosome to late endosome transport. Lineage: Eukaryota; Metazoa; Chordata; Aves; Galliformes; Phasianidae. Bases 37 to 1101 code for a protein of 354 amino acids. The record is from RefSeq and is a predicted model, not a curated record. The transcript is spliced from 9 exons. Gene Ontology annotation, cellular component: late endosome. Gene Ontology annotation, molecular function: guanyl-nucleotide exchange factor activity; small GTPase binding.